CCCACAGCGAUCAGAUGAGAGAGCUGCACGUUUCUCACUGUGUCUCCGGGUCCAUGUUGGCGUUGAUCUGCUCUGCUGGGUCAUUUCAGGCCACGUCUGUCCGAUCAGAGGAGCAAACGCUGACAUUACAGGGAUAUCUAAUAAAGGACAUACACGGAGACUGCGUUGCGGCUUCGAGAUUUCCAUGUUGGGAGGGAUUCGAGCAGUUCAGCCCUGGCAGGACUAAACGUUCCCACGUCUUUCUGCCUCUGCUGCUCCACACCGCUGUGGAACGACUCCGAUAUCACGAAGAACAAGAUAUCAGCGAGUCCGUGGAUGACAACAGCAUGAUGUUUAAGGCCUAAUAUACAGCAGUAUGUCAGAGCAAGCAGACAAAUGCACCUCCCGCUGGAAAGAUGAGGCCAUGCAGAAUGGGUACAUACCAAGUUACCUGGACAAGGAUGAGCUGUGUGUUGUUUGUGGGGACAAAGCAACUGGUUAUCAUUACCGCUGCAUUACCUGCGAGGGCUGCAAAGGUUUUUUUCGACGCACAAUUCAGAAGAACUUGAACCCAACAUACGCGUGCAAGUACGAGGGCAAGUGCGUCAUUGACAAAGUCACGCGCAACCAGUGCCAAGAAUGUCGCUUCAAGAAAUGCAUCGCUGUCGGCAUGGCAACAGACUUGGUGUUGGAUGACAGCAAGCGUCUAGCCAAGCGGAAGCUGAUCGAGGAGAACCGCGAGCGGCGGCGGCGCGAGGAGCUGCAGAAGACGGUGUGGGAGCGACCCGAGCCCACGCAGGAGGAGUGGGAGCUGAUCCGGGUCGUCACCGAGGCCCAUAUGGCCACAAACGCCCAGGGCAACCACUGGAAACAGAAGCGCAAAUUCCUGGUCGAGGAAGCAAUGCUACUUAAUGAAAUAACAUGUAAUUUAUUCUGUACUUCUGACCAGAGUGCAGUGGGGGUGAAGGAAGCCAAGCCCGAGGACAUCGGUUCUGCGCCCAUCGUCAACGCGCCGGAGGGGAGCAAAGUGGACAUAGAAGCCUUCAGUCAGUUUACAAAAAUUAUCACCCCCGCCAUCACUCGAGUUGUGGAUUUUGCCAAAAAGCUGCCCAUGUUCUGUGAGCUGCCUUGUGAGGACCAGAUCAUUUUGCUGAAGGGCUGCUGUAUGGAGAUCAUGUCUCUGCGAGCGGCAGUGCGAUACGAUCCCGAGAGCGAGACUCUGACGCUGAACGGGGAGAUGGCCGUCACACGGGGCCAGCUCAAGAACGGGGGCCUGGGAGUCGUCUCGGACGCCAUCUUUGAUCUGGGCGUCUCGCUGUCCUCCUUCAACCUAGACGAUUCAGAGGUGGCGUUGCUACAAGCCGUGAUUCUGCUUUCCUCCGAUCGCCCCGGUUUGACGAGCGUAGAGCGGAUAGAGCGCUGUCAGGAGGAGUUCCUCUUGGCCUUCGAACAUUACAUCAACUACCGCAAGCACAAGGUGGCUCACUUCUGGCCCAAGCUGCUGAUGAAAGUGACAGACCUGCGCAUGAUUGGUGCCUGCCAUGCCAGCCGCUUCCUGCACAUGAAGGUGGAGUGUCCCACGGAGCUCUUUCCGCCCCUCUUCCUGGAAGUGUUCGAAGACUGACGGCCAACAGUUAGGCCAAGCUGCUUCCACCAACACGACCUCCACAGAUCCAGCCUCCCUCAGCCUCCCUCAGUCUCCCUGUCCCCGGUCACACGACUCUGUUCUAGCACUACUGAGCGUCAUUUCAUUCCAUAGUUUUUAGGAGUAGCUCUCUGGCCUAUUUUGAAUGGAACCAUUCCUUUUACAAAGCGGGUACAUGUGAAUAGCGUUACAGUUUUUUCUCUCUCUCUUUCACUCUGUGUAAAAAGAAAAAUCAGCUUUCCGUUACUCUAGAUUUUUUUUUCUAUGUUAAAUAGUUUCGUUUCCGAUUAUAGUCUUCGAUGGCGCUUAAUGGAGAUGUAUGAACUAUGCAUUCGGGUUUCGUGUCAGGCGUCAGGCCUCAGAAAGGAGACGAAGAACACCACACUGCGAAGGAGGACAGAAAUAUUUGAUUUUCUUUCGUGUCCCUUAUCUGUUGGUCUGAAGGUCUUUUCAUGCUCACGUUAAGCCAUAGGUUGUUUAUAGUUCCGGUCCAAACCCCAGUGAGCUGCCUGCUUAGACAACGUUUCGAGACAAAAUAGGAGCAUCCUAAUAUUGAGACUCUAAAAAAAAAAAUGCAUUGCGAUUGUGUGUUCUAGACGAGAUCGCUACAUGGAAAGCAAAUUGUGACUUGAUCCAGCAGGCACAGGGCAUCAAUAUAACAUCAGUUUGAUGUCAGGCACGUUGCAUUUUGGUUGAGAAUGAAAAUAGGCGUUUUUGACACCAUUUUGACGUUGACUUAAUUAUAGUAACGCAGCCUAAAAACAACAAAUGUCAACGCAAGCUGAUCAAAUUGACAUUAGACAUUGACUUGCAGCCUGUCCUCCAACAAAAAAACGACUCUAUACUUGUCUUGUGCAAGUACCCAAUGUGACCCGUAUUUACAUUUUUAAUCUAGCGCCCUCUGGUGAGCAUAAAAAUAAUGACGGAGUCGUGGUGCAUCUUUCGUCAUAAAUGACGUAUGGCUGUCAUUGCCAAUCAAAAUGCAUGUUUUGUUUAAAUGCAAUGUGUCGACUGGUUAAUUACCGAUCUCAUGGUAAUUAAAAUGUAUUUUACUGGGUGUACGAAUAACCACACCUAAACCUACCUGUUACAAAAAUCCUGAAAAAUCAUAAGUUAAAGAACAUUUCCGUUUUUGUGAGCAUGUGCAUUCGACAUGCAAUUGCAAUUGUAGUAUGCGCUUUGGGUCGUAUUUCAGGGAUUUGUGCAAAUGACCUAUACAGACGUAUUGGUUGGAGGACAUGGUCGCCUGACAUCGCAACCAAAAUUUAAUCAGCGCUUUAAUAUUAAUAUUUUAACACUACACCUCAUCUUCCUUACUGCUCUUCAGUUCACUCUUAUGCAUUUGUGUCUUAGGUUUUCUCUGAUAUUUUCGGAAAAACAUUUUUUUUUAAAUGAACUGAGAAUUACAGAAAGCUCAUGGGAACAGUGGACUUAAAACUAUACCGUCUUCUAAUAUCAGGGGACUUUCAAAGUUGUCACUGUUCCUGUCACACUACACAACUGUUUCUUGAAUUCGCUGGGAUCCCACUUUGCACAAUAUUUCAUUAGAAAGAAUAUCCAACAAAGUGUCUCAAUUACUGAAUGCAUGCAUGAGAAGUGACGCAGAGAAUGAAAUUUCCCUCAUUAGCUGUAAAUCGUGACCGAUGUCAUUUUCAGUCAAAACAUGCUGCAAGGCUGCGUUCCGGUUCCCUCCGUCUCAUUUACUCUGAUUGCAUUGCAUGAGCGCCCGUUGCUGGUAGAACCCUCGGAAUUCACUGAACUGGAACGUUCUAAGCCCUUGAUCACUUAGAAUCCUCUAUGGAGUUGGAUUAAUGUUUACAUUUUUCUCCUUACUAAUUAGUUAGGUGCUGCAUUCUAUAUGAAUAUAUAUCUAUAUGUAUAUUUUUGGGCACUGGCAAUACAUCUGUGCUUCUCUCAAUUCACGUUUAUCAUCGCUCAUGCAGUCCACAGAAUUGCCUCAAUUUUCAGACGUUGGUCAAUGAUCUCCAGAAAUCCCGUAGCUUAUACCUUGCAAAAGAUCAUAUUUAUUUUUUUGGUUCAAAUUCUAAGGCAGUAUUGUAUUUGUGAUGCUUCCUUUGUUGUGUUGCCUGCAUAUGCCUUUUUUUUUUUUAAAGCAGCUCGCUGGGUUUUGGAUUCAGAAAUAUUUUCGGCAAAAAAAUUCUAAAUGGCAAGGUGGCAUGUCAGUGUUUGAUGGUGGUUGUGCCCUUGAGUAAAAUUUCCUGUUUCUUUAUUAGUGCACCUAAAAGCUUUUGGACAGUAAGACAUUCAUAAGAGUUUUGUUUUGUUUUUUUAUCUCAAAUGUUGAUCAACUUUAGCCCUUAUAUAAAGAUAUCGUCUAGCCAGCAGCCACUAACGUUAGCUCAUAAUGCCUCUAUUAAGGUGCCAAAAAAAACCUCCCUAAAAAACCUGCACUCUGUUUGGUGUUGUGUCAAGCUGCUUGGAGGAUCAUGAUCUAUUUCCCAUCCAUCGCUAGAUCCUUUGACCCGCAGGGAUGGAACUCUAUUCAGCCGAACGCUUCUUCUCUUGUAUAGCCGUCACACGAUAGACCAAGGAAAUGCUUCUGCUUGAACUUGUUGGUGCUAUGAGUUUGCCGAUUUAUACCUCCGGGAGUGCUGUCAGCGAACCUCUGGGUGAUUGACGAGCGCAAAUACACAAAACGCUGAGGUCAGUGGUCAACCCUGCGACAAACAGGGAUGCUUUCGGAUGUGAUUGUUGUUUCAGCCGUUCUCGUUUCUGUCCUGGUUUUCUUCUUUUACUGUAGCGUUUUUAACCUUUCUAGAGACGUCCUUGUGUGCUGCAAGAGAGUUUGAAUCUCACAUACCUCUACUGAUUAUCAGGAACCGCCAGAACUGUUUUUUUUUUUUUGUUUGUUCGUUUUUUUUUUUCCUUUUGCUGUUGAAAGAUGGACAUGAAUUCAGAUUCUCACCUCAAAGCGCAGAGCAUGUUCAAUCAGUGUUUUGUUAUAGUGAUGCCUUUUGUAAGCAAUAGAAUUGCUCCAGUGGUUUUACAUGUUUUGGAUUACACAUACAAACGUACACACCAACGUAGAUAUUCGACAGACUCAAAGUCAUUGCACAGACAAUCAAUGUGUUCGCAGAGAGUGUUACGGAAAGAGGAAAGUAAGGGCCACAGCCAGGGUCCAAAACUAAUGUUUCGCCAGAGCUGUCGCCUUAGUUAUGGUCACAUGCUCAGACAAGCUAGUAGCCUGGGAAUGUCCCAUACAAACAUGCCCAGGCUCAUUUUUAAUAAUUGGGUCAAUUUCAUAUGCAGCCAAAAUUAGAUGAUCUGUGACAGAUUAUUCUUCAUUAGAUUUUAUGUAUUUCAUUCUCAUUUCUAUGAGAUUCAGUAUAUAUGUUUAUACAAUUCGAUUUAAAUCAUGCAUUUAUGAUACUUUUUUUUUCUUGGCGUCAGCACUUGGCAAAUGCUAAUUUUGGACCCUGGUCACAGAUCAACAAAUGCAUGCACAGACACGCUGGGGGUCGAUACUACUUCCUCUGAGCGCACAGGUAAAAUAACAAAAAAAAAAAAAAACACAAACGCACUACAAAAAUAAAGAUAUUUAUGGUGUAAAGGAAAGAGGCUGUAUUUUUUCAGACUGCAGAUAUUUUUUACAUGUUAUAUGCACAAUAUGAACAUUUUUGAGCAGUUUUACAACAAGGAAACGAAAGACUGUCUUUUCUCAAAAAUCUCUCGCCAUUCUCAAACAGAAAUCAGUCCUGUUUUUAACGAUCUCUCUUUAAUGAUCUCUCCUUAGUGUGCGUUUCAUCAUUACAAAUGCAUUAAUGACAACUAAUGUAUGCUAUCUAAUAAUAAUCAUAACAACAACAACAAAAAUCCACACAGCCAAUCACAAAAUGUGAUCCUUGCUGGAUGUUGGAAUAAAACCUAAAACCCAUAUUCAGAAGAAACCAUCAGAUCUCACCAAGCUGAACUGAAACAAACGCAUCCCCGAGAAACAAUUACAGCACAUGUACUUCUGUUUCUAUGUGUCUUAGUUAACAUUUACCUGAUUAGUCCACAGUAUGCUGGUGGUGUGAAAAAGUGAAUUUUCAAUGUGAAUCAAGUUGUCCAACCUGACAAGAAAAUGUAUUUUAUUUUGUCUCAUUCUUCAUUCUUUGUUUCGUUUUUGUUUAACCAAAAUGAACGUUAUUGCACAAGCCUGCUGUGUGACAGUGGAGCCUUGAAUUUGAUUUUGGAUCAUGAUGUGAUUUGGAUAUCCUGGAAGAGACAUUGCACUAGAAAAUAAUCCUGGAUUUGGCAAAAGAUGAUGAUGAUAGUGAUGACAUUUGCACCUAAGGUGAAUAGGAGAAUAAAGAUGGUUUUGAGAAACCCCUGCAA
This is a messenger RNA of Puntigrus tetrazona (Sumatra barb), 5962 nucleotides long. RefSeq names its product thyroid hormone receptor beta (gene thrb). The record is from RefSeq and is a predicted model, not a curated record. Gene Ontology annotation, biological process: negative regulation of transcription by RNA polymerase II; cell differentiation; positive regulation of transcription by RNA polymerase II. The transcript has 12 exons. Gene Ontology annotation, molecular function: nuclear receptor activity; zinc ion binding; RNA polymerase II cis-regulatory region sequence-specific DNA binding. Bases 356 to 1603 code for a protein of 415 amino acids. Lineage: Eukaryota; Metazoa; Chordata; Actinopteri; Cypriniformes; Cyprinidae.